CAACCAACCCCCCGAGCCUCGGCUCAACCCCAGCUUUCCACCCCAACCAACAUCCGACGCGACGAUCGCUUUAGCCGUGGGUGCCGCCAUGAACCCACAUAUCCCUCUCCCUCCCCUGUCCUUCCUACUAUCCACAAUCUAAACACCUUACCCAAACUUCUUCCUUCCCAAUCAAAAGCAAAAGAAGAAAGAAAAAAAACAUAUCGAAAAUAUGGAAAACACCACCCUCUUCGACGUCAGCGGCAAAGUCGUCCUCGUAACCGGCGGCGCCAAAGGCAUCGGCCGCAUGAUCAGCGAGGGCUUUGUGCGCAACGGCGCCACCGUUUUCGUCUCCUCGCGCGACGCCAAAGCAUGCGAGGCGGCGUGCAAGGAGAUGAAUGCGCUGGGAAAAGGAAAGGCAGAUUUUAUAGCUGCGGAUUUGUACAAGGAAGAUGCGGCUGCGUAUAUUGCUGCGGAGUUGGGCAAGAGGACUACAAAACUCGAUGUCCUCGUCAACAACAGCGGCAGCAACUGGGGCGAGUCCUACGAUAAAUACCCCGCGGCGGCAUGGGACCGCGUGCUGAACCUCAACCUCAAGCGCGUCUUCCAACUCACACAGGCCGUUACACCCCUGCUGGAAGCAGCAGCAACACCUACUUCGCCAGCCCGUAUCAUCAACAUUGGCAGCGUAGACGGCCUGCGUGUCCCCGCGCUCGAGACAUUUGCGUAUUCGGCGUCUAAAGCCGGAUUGCACCAUAUGAGCCGGGUGCUUGCGAGCCAUCUAGGGAAGCGGGGGAUUACGAGCAAUACGAUUGCGUGUGGGCCGUUUCAGAGUAAGAUGAUGAAGGCGACGCUGGAGAAGUAUCAGGAUGUGAUUACAGGGGGCAUUCCGCUGGGCAGGAUCGGGACGCCUGAGGAUGUGGCGGGGACGUGUAUUUGGUUGGCGAGUCGAGCCGGGUCGUAUGUCAAUGGUGCGACGAUUGCGUUGGACGGUGGUAGUGUUGUUGGUGCUAAGUUGUAGAGUUUGGAAUGUUGGGAUGUAUGUAACAAAAGCCUACGUAAUGUCGAGUACCUGUACACAUACAAACAAAAAUAGAGAAGUAAUCAUACACUCAAGAAUCCAUGAGUAU
Molecule: messenger RNA, 1109 nt
Organism: Bipolaris sorokiniana ND90Pr
Lineage: Eukaryota; Fungi; Ascomycota; Dothideomycetes; Pleosporales; Pleosporaceae
Exons: 3
Coding region: 212-1000 (262 amino acids)
Molecular function (GO): oxidoreductase activity
Source: RefSeq, a predicted model, not a curated record